Molecule: messenger RNA, 1253 nt
Organism: Dama dama (fallow deer)
Lineage: Eukaryota; Metazoa; Chordata; Mammalia; Artiodactyla; Cervidae
Gene: APOO
Product: apolipoprotein O
Exons: 10
Coding region: 377-979 (200 amino acids)
Biological process (GO): cristae formation
Cellular component (GO): MICOS complex
Source: RefSeq, a predicted model, not a curated record
AGCAACCGCCGGCGCAGGGGCGGAGCCUCCGGAAGGCGGGGCUUGCGUUCGCUCGCCGCCUGAGGCGCCACGCGCUGCAGUUCAACAACGCGGAUUUCAGAUUCCGGCUUCCGAGCUAAGCCUUGGCCGCACGGAAUUGGCUGUACGGCCGUCACCCGCACCGCGGCCCAUUUGCGGUCGGAAGAAUCGGGCCCUAGCCGGCCGCCGUAGCCGCCUCUGUCUGUAGUGGGCGGGGCCAAGGCUGGGGUGACCCCGCCGGAGCUGCCGCUGCCAGCGACAUGUUCAAGGCUCCUGGGUGAUUUAGAUGCUGCUUGUCUCCUUUCACAAUUUGAAUAGCAAGAACUGAGGCAAAUUGUGAAGUGAAUGGCUUUUUUGCAUGUGUGUUUUCCAGGUAAUUCAGAGGUUCGUGGGGCCGGCCAGCCUGAGCCUGCUCACCUUCAAGGUCUAUGCAUCAUCAAAAAAGGACUCACCUCACAAAGAUACUGUGAAGGUUAAUGAGCUUUCACUCUACUCCGUUCCUAAGGAUCAGUCUAAAUAUGUGGAAGAACCAAGGACCCAACUUGAAGAAAGCAUCUCUCAUCUCCGACAUUAUUGCGAACCAUAUACAAGUUGGUGUCAGGAAAAGUACUCCCAAAAUAAGCCCAAGAUGCAAAGUUUGGUUCAAUGGGGGUUAGACAGCUAUGAAUAUCUCCAAAAUGCACCUCCUGGAUUUUUUCCAAGACUUGGUGUUAUUGGUUUUGCUGGAGUUGUUGGACUUGUUUUGGCUAGAGGUUCAAAGAUAAAGAAGCUUGUGUAUCCACCUGGUUUCAUGGGAUUUGCUGCCUCUCUUUAUUAUCCACAGCAAGCCAUUGUAUUUGUCCAGGUCAGUGGAGAGAAAUUGUAUGACUGGGGUUUACGAGGCUACAUUGUCGUAGAAGAUUUGUGGAAGGAGAACUUUCAAAAGUCAGGAAAUGUGAAGAACUCACCUGGAAAUAAGUAGAAUACUCCAUGCUCUGCCCAUUUUAAUCAGGUAAACAUUGGAAACUCCAUAUGGUAAACCAGUAUUUCUACAGAAAAAUGGCAGAGAAGUCAGUAUUGAAUGUAGUAAAUUGGCAUUCUUCUGGAAAAACUCUCCUAGGCAUCUUUGUUAUCUUGGGUGAUGCCAUACUCCAAGUGGACUAAUCUGAAAUUCUUCCACCUAGAGAUAAUGUAUAAGCCUUAGAACUCCUCAUUCUCAUGUUGCUAUUUAUGUACAUAAUUAAAGAUCUAAGUUA